Xenopus tropicalis (tropical clawed frog) is the source of this 4503-nucleotide messenger RNA. It is a transcript of the gene canx, whose product is annotated as calnexin. The record is from RefSeq and is marked provisional. Gene Ontology annotation, cellular component: endoplasmic reticulum membrane; mitochondrial membrane; endoplasmic reticulum. Gene Ontology annotation, biological process: protein folding. NCBI's taxonomy places the organism in Eukaryota, Metazoa, Chordata, Amphibia, Anura, Pipidae. Gene Ontology annotation, molecular function: calcium ion binding.
GGGCUUGGAGGGCACCGGAGUGCGGGGCAGGCUGAGUCACUGUGAUCAUGGAUCUGAAAUGGUUUCUGUUAGUGACUCUUCUGGUGCAUGGUUUAGCAACAAUAAAUGCGCAUGGCGGGCACCAUCAUGACCACGAUCAUGACCAUGAUCACGACCACGAUCACGAUGAAGAUGAUGGGCUAGACAUCGAUGAUGAACUAGAAGAUCCUGAAGAAUUAAAGCCAGAGACCAGCACACCGCCUCCUGCUCCUAAGGUGACUUACAAAGCCCCAGUACCAACAGGAGAAGUAUAUUUUUCAGAAUCAUUUGACAAAGGAACUUUGGAUGGGUGGAUUCUCUCCAAAGCCAAGAAAGAUGACACAGACGAAGAGAUUGCCAAGUAUGAUGGUAAAUGGGAAGUAUUAGAAAUGAAAGAUACAAAGCUCCCUGGAGACCUAGGUCUUGUCCUGAUGUCACGUGCAAAACACCAUGCAAUUGCCAGCAAAAUGAAGAAGCCCUUUGUCUUUGAUAAGAAAUCUCUAAUUGUACAAUAUGAAGUUAAUUUUCAAAAUGGAAUUGAAUGUGGGGGAGCAUAUGUGAAACUACUUUCCAAGACUCCAGAACAGAAACCUGAGCAGUUCCAUGAUAAAACUCCCUACACUAUCAUGUUUGGCCCUGACAAGUGUGGUGAAGAUUACAAACUGCACUUCAUUUUCCGGCACAAGAACCCAAAGACUGGAGAAUACGAGGAGAAACAUGCAAAACGACCAGAUGCAGACCUAAAAUCUUACUUUACAGACAAAAAAACUCACCUUUACACCCUAGUCUUGAAUCCUGACAACAGCUUCGAAAUUCUAGUUGAUCAAACUGUUGUAAACCGCGGGAAUCUCCUUAAUGACGUGAACCCUCCUGUGAAUCCCCCUAAUGAGAUAGAAGAUCCAGAGGAUAAAAAGCCUGAAGAUUGGGAUGAGAGACCAAAAAUACCAGAUCCUGAUGCUGUGAAACCUGAUGACUGGGAUGAGGAUGCUCCUGCAAAGAUCCCAGAUGAAAAUGCUGUCAAACCAGAAGGCUGGCUGGAUGAUGAACCUGAAUACAUUCCUGAUCCAGAUGCAGAGAAGCCAGAGGAUUGGGAUGAAGAUAUGGAUGGGGAAUGGGAGGCACCACAAGUGGCAAAUCCUAAGUGCGAGUCUGCUCCCGGUUGUGGAGUGUGGCAACGUCCAACUAUUGACAAUCCCAGCUACAAAGGCAAAUGGAAGCCUCCAAUGAUUGAUAAUCCAAACUAUCAGGGUAUAUGGAAACCAAGAAAGAUCCCAAAUCCAGAUUUCUUUGAAGAUCUGGAACCAUUCAGGAUGACUCCAUUCUACGCAGUUGGCCUUGAACUGUGGUCCAUGACCUCUGAUAUUUUCUUUGACAAUUUUAUUGUGACCUCAGAGAAAAAUGUGGCUGACGACUGGGCUAAUGAUGGAUGGGGCCUGAAAAAGGCAGCUGAUGGAGCAUCUGCGCCCAGUGUGGUGGGACAAAUGAUGGCGGCUGCGGAGGAAAGGCCCUGGCUCUGGAUUGUUUAUAUUCUGACUGUGGCUCUGCCAGUUUUUCUGGUCAUUCUCUUCUGCUGCUCUGGAAAGAAACAGCCAUUGGAUGCAGAACACAAAAAGACAGAUGCUCCACAGCCUGAUGUAAAAGAGGAAGAGGAGGAGGAUGAGGAGGAAGAAGGAAAGGCCAAUAAGAUUGAAGAGGAAGAGGAUGCUGAAGAAAGUGAACCAAAGCAGGAUGAAGCUGAAGAUCAAGAAAGCCAAGAGGAAGAGGAGGCAGAAGAGGAGAUUAAAACUAAGGAGGAUGACAUUAUAAACAGAUCUCCAAGAAAUCGAAAACCUCGAAGAGAUUAAGAAAACAAAUAUAUAUUAAAAAUCCACCAAUGAACUUGGACACUUGGCAGAAGUUAAUAUAAAGAGCUUUCUGUUUCUACAGAGAUGAAAGAAAACUAUCCAGGAACAUCGUAACACUGAAGCCACGAUACAUUGUCACCCACAAGUCGCAGCUGAGAACUAAACCACGUGUCUAGAUACCCAAGUAAUGAAAGAAAAGCAACAUUCCUGUAAUCUCAAUGCAUUUAAUACUAGUUGACUUCUUGGUGGGAUGUGCAGUGUAACAUGAAGAACUAACUGUACUGUUUUUCUUUUGUUUUUUGUUUGUUUUUUUUUUUUUAAAUUAAAACUUUUUAAAAGGAGAAGAAAUCUAGUAUUGCCAAACUCUUCCAUACUUCAGUGUAAUGAAACGUAUUAAUCCUAGAAAAUAAAGUCAGAGGAGAGCUUUAGGAAAUGUAAGAUCUAAAAUGCAUUUUUUAUUUGUUUAAUGGCUUCUUGGUUUGCUGUUUCCACUCCUUCAAGUUUAAAGUAACCCAUCUUGCUGUUCAUGGGACAUAUCUUUUUUUUUUUUUUUUUUUUUUUGUUUUACUCCCCGUUUUACACAAGUGUUUUCAAUACAGGCUUUGGUUCUAGAGAGCAUGGUCAGUAGUGCUGACAACAUGCAUGUUAUCCCUGGUUAUUGUUAAGCCGCCAGCACUUGAAGUCUUUAUGGACCAAAAUGCUAGAAUUACCUGGUAAACAGAUGUCCCGGAUACUUCUCACUUCCAUGUGUGCUCCCAAGUGUAAAUAUAUCCAUAUGCAACUUUCCCUUUGUGUUCAUACUGGGUUUUACAGAAGUUGACAGUCCCUGGUUUGUUUGUUUUUUGUCUUUUCACUGAAACUCUGUUUCCACAUCUUUAUUUAAAGCAACUUUGCUGUUUAAUCAGUGUUAGCCUUUUUCUUUUUCUGUGAUUUGCUUACUAGCAGAAUUGGAUACUCCCAAAUUGGCAUGAAUGCCUGCAUAUUCUCUCCAGGUCACAAACAGUGCAGUUCUUGCAUGGACCUGUCUCAUAAGACACUAACACUUUGUCUGUAGUAUGGGCCUGAGCGCAAGCGGUUUUCUAGUGUAUUUUUGACUUCCUUUGCAGAAAAAGGUUAAUGACAGGUGGUAGCUGGCCUCUGUUUGCUAGAAAUUCUCUUGAAGAGAAACCUCUUUUAAUGUCAGGAAUAUACGAAUAUAAUUUUUUCAACACAGACAUACCUAAUUCCACAGAUAAAAAGAAAACCAUUAUAGUCUGCCUGUGCUGCAGCGACUAGAUUCCUUUUGUUCCAAUGUGAAGUGAUGGAUUCUGGGACUUGAAGUCCAUCUGCUUUCCAGAGAAUCUGUGCACAACCAGGGGUGUAACUACAAAGGAAGCAGACCCUGUGUUUGCAGGGGGACCCAGGAGUGUAGGGGGCGCAGAAGGGCCCUAAUGUGCAAUUUCAAUAUAUCUUGGUAGAAUAGGUCAACUUGCCAAUAUUUUGGAGCCCUAAAUUGAGCCACCCGCUUGCUAUGGAAAGCAGAGGAACCUCAAGCCCCAGGAUCGAACAUUUCACAAUGGGACAAUGGAGGGGUUGCAUCACACGGUCAGGGAAUGGUUUGUCGGUGACACAAAUAAAGGGGUUUCCCAUUAACACUUGUAAUGCCAGCUGUACAAUGAAAUGCAGACAGCCAGGUACUUUACAGCCAGUGCCUAAGCUUCUUCUCUUUAUAGCACAGUAAGGCAACCUUGGAGACAGUCCUUGUGGCUUUGUCUGCUUGUCUUGCUGAGAAAUCAAGGAGACCAAAAUUACAACUUGCUGUUGCCAUAUAAUGAUUAUUUUAAAGUCCACUUGUCAAAUUGCAUAUGUAUUUCUUUGGUCAAAUCUUCAGUGCUGAUUGAGUUGUUAGACGGCCUGGCCCUUUUGGGGUAGUUGACAAAUAAUACCUGUUAUAUAUUUUCAUUGCCUAAAUGACACAUUCUUCUACUGAUCACUUUGUAAAUGAAUGAUUUUAUUCAGCCAUUUUCCUCGGUACCAUGUCAUGCUAUGUUCUUGCAUAUGCAUUGGCUCUCAUAGCUACAAUUGCGGGAAGCAAAAUCUGAUUUUCUCUGUGAUUUGGAAUUUGUUAACCUUGUAUACUAGACUGGUAACUGAACAAUAGACUCGUGUAACAGGCUGGUAUGGUUGGAGCAAAUAAUUAGACCCCCAGAUGUGAGAUGGAAAGAGGGUUCAUGGUUGUUCAGCGCUGAUACAGGCUAAUGCUAGAUUUAGGAACAAUUCUUUUCUGACUUGAUUUCUUCCUGGUUUGAAUCCCCCAUAACUGCUUUUUAAAUUUCUUUCUCUUUGCUAUAGAUUGAUUAUAUUUCCCUUGCUAUUUCCAAACAAAAUGACUGCUUGGGGUGCACUAAGGCAUUUCUUUUCUUUGCCUGUCCCAGUGGCACUACUGCAUGAGUAAAACUCUCCUAAGCCAAGGAUGAAUGCUGCAGCAGUGUUUUGAUGGCACAAGCUAUGAUGACAAAAAAAAUAUGUAUUUUAUUUGCUGGCAGGCCUUCAACUUACUGUAAUGUGUAAAGUCUUUUAAUUUGCUCUUGUUGUGGCAACGUAAAUUAUAUUGUUCAUGUAGGGUUUCAGAGUCAGAACACAAUAAAAUUUUUAAGAAAAA